AAAAUUGAGAGAAAAAGGAGACGAAGACUCUGCUCAAUGCUCAUACUUCCCUUCAUUUUUCAUCUCCUCUCUCUCAAUACUCUGCUGCCGCUGCUUUCUCUCUCUUCAAUUGCGCUUCUUCGACGUCGUUGCUUCUCUCCAUUGGUUGUACGGUUGAGAGACGUGAGCUGGACGAGGGGCAGAGCUGUAAUUGCACAGAGCUCCGUUCGCACUUGAUCGGGUUUUGGUGUGGGAGCUUGGGGCUUGCUAUACUAAUGCGGUAGGUAGAAGAAGAAGAAGAGUGUUGAGGUUCCGUGUUGCAGACUGGUAAACACUACAGAGAAAAUGUUGGAAGGUCCCAAGUUUACUGGAAUUGUAGGGCUAAACAAUAAUCAUGAAAAUUAUGUGAUGCAUUUUUAUCACAAGCUCAAUGAGGGCUCAAAUAUGUCGACCGAGAGUUUUGGGAGCUUGCAGAUGAGCAAUGGUGGAGGGUCUGUUGCGAUGUCGGUAGACAAUAGCAGUGUUGGGUCAAAUGAUUCCCACACUCGUAUCUUGGGUCACAAUGGCCUCAGGCAUGUCAAAGACUAUUCUGUCGCUGCCAGUGUCAAUCACGGAAGAGUUUCUCAUGGGCUGAGUGAUGACGCCCUCGCUCAAGCUCUGAUAGAUCCUCGGUAUCCUACUGAAGGACUUGGGGAUUAUGAUGAGUGGACGAUUGAUCUGAGUAAGCUGAACAUGGGACCUGCUUUUGCUCAGGGUGCUUUUGGGAAGCUCUACAGAGGCACAUAUAAUGGUGAGGAUGUUGCAAUUAAGCUUUUGGAGAAGCCAGAGAAUGACAUCGAGAGGGCACACUUGAUGGAACAGCAGUUUCAACAAGAAGUAAUGAUGCUGGCUACGCUUAAACACCCAAAUAUUGUUCGCUUUAUUGGUGCAUGUCGAAAGCCCAUGGUGUGGUGUAUCGUGACAGAAUACGCCAAGGGAGGGUCAGUGCGCCAGUUCUUGACAAAACGGCAGAAUCGUGCAGUGCCCUUGAAAUUAGCUGUCAAGCAGGCCUUAGAUGUGGCUAGGGGGAUGGCGUAUGUUCAUGGAUUAAAUUUGAUCCACCGGGACUUGAAAUCUGACAAUCUUCUAAUUGCCGCUGACAAGUCUAUUAAGAUUGCAGAUUUUGGUGUAGCUCGUAUUGAAGUACAGACAGAAGGAAUGACACCAGAGACAGGCACAUAUCGAUGGAUGGCCCCAGAAAUGAUCCAACAUCGGGCUUAUACCCAGAAAGUUGAUGUAUAUAGCUUUGGGAUUGUCCUGUGGGAGCUAAUCACAGGGAUGCUCCCGUUCCAGAAUAUGACUGCCGUUCAGGCAGCAUUUGCUGUGGUGAACAAAGGUGUUCGGCCAACUAUCCCUCACGAGUGUCUGCCUGCUCUGAGUCAGAUCAUGAUGCUCUGCUGGGAUGGGAAUCCUGAUGUUAGGCCGUCCUUCAAGGAGGUGGUUAGAAUGCUCGAGACUGCCGAGACUGAGAUCAUGACUACUGUGAGAAAAGCUCGUUUCAGGUGCUGUAUGAGUCAACCGAUGACUACAGAUUGAUGCAGAGAAGAAAAAAAGAAAUCUACUCCAUAAGAAUUGGGAAAUAGGCGACUGAUUUUGUGCCAGUUUAUGUAUUUAUGUAUGUAUUGCAUGAUCAGCCUAAAUUUAUUUCCUAGAAAGUUUACGAUAGCAACUGCUUGCUUUGAUUUUUAACUUCUGGAUUUUAAGAUACUGUUUUUAGUGAUAAUAUAGUCUCAUAUCAUACAA
Molecule: messenger RNA, 1761 nt
Organism: Salvia hispanica
Lineage: Eukaryota; Viridiplantae; Streptophyta; Magnoliopsida; Lamiales; Lamiaceae
Product: serine/threonine-protein kinase STY13-like
Biological process (GO): protein phosphorylation
Molecular function (GO): protein serine/threonine kinase activity; ATP binding
Source: RefSeq, a predicted model, not a curated record